AUGUUCCCGACGGUGAGAGUGUCUUUUACGGGACUGAAGAGCGAAGAUCGGUAUAUUGUGCUGCUGGAUAUCGUCCCUAUCGACAACAAGAGAUACAGAUACGCCUACCACCGCUCCUCGUGGCUGGUCGCUGGCAAGGCCGACCCCCCUCCCCCCUACCGCCUCUACCCCCACCCGGACUCCCCCUACACCGGCGACCAACUCAAGAAGCAGAUCGUGACGUUUGAGAAGCUAAAACUCACCAAUAAUGAACUCGAUAAACAUGGCCAUAUCGUGUUGAACUCGAUGCACCGCUACCAGCCCCGGAUCCACCUGGUCAGACGCCACGACUCCGGCCAAGGACCAGUCGCUGAUCUCGACCUUGAGGACCACAAGACCUUCAUCUUCUCCGAGACCGUCUUCACCGCGGUCACGGCCUAUCAGAAUCAGCUGAUCACGAAACUCAAGAUCGACAGCAACCCAUUCGCUAAGGGGUUUCGGGACUCAUCACGUCUCACAGACUUCGAGAGGUGA
Molecule: messenger RNA, 513 nt
Organism: Penaeus monodon (black tiger shrimp)
Lineage: Eukaryota; Metazoa; Arthropoda; Malacostraca; Decapoda; Penaeidae
Product: T-box transcription factor TBX20-like
Exons: 4
Coding region: 1-513 (170 amino acids)
Biological process (GO): cell fate specification; heart development; regulation of transcription by RNA polymerase II
Cellular component (GO): nucleus
Molecular function (GO): DNA-binding transcription factor activity, RNA polymerase II-specific; RNA polymerase II cis-regulatory region sequence-specific DNA binding
Source: RefSeq, a predicted model, not a curated record